Molecule: messenger RNA, 5221 nt
Organism: Medicago truncatula (barrel medic)
Lineage: Eukaryota; Viridiplantae; Streptophyta; Magnoliopsida; Fabales; Fabaceae
Product: ABC transporter C family member 14
Exons: 12
Coding region: 257-4804 (1515 amino acids)
Biological process (GO): transmembrane transport
Cellular component (GO): membrane
Molecular function (GO): ATP hydrolysis activity; ATP binding; ABC-type transporter activity
Source: RefSeq, a predicted model, not a curated record
AGAGGAAGAGGUCCUAAGCAGUUUAUUCCUUAGUGAAAAACUGGUUAGAGGAGCUUAAUCCUCCUCAAGAAACCAGAGACACAUCCUUCAACAGUUCCACCUUUGUAUUUUUUCUGGAUUGGUGGUGUCAUAAAAUUGUUGUUAUAGUGAAAAAAGAACAAACACAAAAACAAAGUAGUAAAAGGGUAUGUAGUAGAGAAGAAACAAGAUUAUUGAAUAUUCAAGAGAUUGAUUUGAUUCCACAAAAAACACAAACAUGUCUUCUUUAGAUUCAACUUGGAUCACAUCUCUUUCAUGUUCACCUUCUUCAGGUGAUGCUGUUGCUGCAUAUGCAUUACCUCAAUGGUUGAGAUUCAUUUUCCUCUCACCAUGUCCUCAAAGAGCUCUUCUUUCAGCCGUUGAUGUCUUACUCUUGUUUACUCUAUUAGUCUUUGCCAUCACAAAGCUUUAUUCUAGGUUCACUAGUUCCAAUAGAACCCACUCAGAAGAAAUCAACAAACCACUUAUCAGUAACACAAGAGCUUUGAACACAAGAACAACUCUAUGGUUCAAGCUAACUCUAAUUGCAACCAUUGUUUUAACUGUAUUGUAUACUGUUGGUUGCAUUUUAGUUUUUAGCAGUUCCAAUGUUGAAUCACCAUGGAAACAACUUGAUGGACUUUUUUGGGUUGUUCAAGCAAUAACUCAAUUAGUCCUUGUAAUCUUAAUCAUCCAUGUUAAAAGAUUUGAAGCUGUUGUUCACCCUUUAUCGCUUCGAAUUUAUUGGAUUGCAAAUUUCGUUGUUGUUGCUUUGUUCACUGCUUCUGGUGUUAUACGUUUGGUCUCUUUGGAGGGAAGUUACUUUUUCAUGGUGGAUGAUGUUGUGUCUUUUGUUUCAUUGCCUUUUUCACUUUUUCUGCUUUGUGUUGGUGUUAAAGGUUCCACUGGUGUUAUUAAGUCAAGAGACGAAUCUCAAUUGGUUAUUGAUAAUGACGAGGAAACAAAACUAAAUGGUUAUGAUGAUCAUGGUUUGAAUAAACCAAAUGCUACUACUGGUUUUGCUUCAGCUUCUCAGUUUUCUAAGACCUUUUGGAUUUGGUUAAACCCUUUGUUGAGUAAAGGGUACAAGUCACCGCUUAAUAUCGAUGACGUUCCAUCCCUUUCUCCACAGCAUAGAGCUGAGAGAAUGUCUGUUAUCUUUGAAUCAAAAUGGCCUAAAUCGGAUGAGAGGUCGAAGAAUCCAGUAAGAGUCACGUUGCUUCGGUGUUUCUGGAAGGAUAUAAUGUUCACUGCUUUUCUUGCUGUCAUUAGGCUGUCUGUUAUGUUUGUUGGACCCGUUUUAAUUCAAAAUUUUGUUGAUUUCACUUCUGGAAAAGGUAGUUCUGUGUAUGAAGGAUACUAUCUAGUGCUGAUUCUUGUUGCAGCAAAAUUUGUUGAAGUUUUGACAACUCAUCACUUCAACUUCAACUCUCAGAAACUUGGAAUGCUUAUUAGAUGCACUCUCAUUACUUCUUUGUAUAAAAAGGGGUUGAGGCUAUCUUGUUCUGCAAGACAGGAUCAUGGUGUUGGUCCUAUUGUGAAUUACAUGGCUGUUGAUACACAACAAUUAUCUGACAUGAUGCUUCAGUUACACGCCGUUUGGAUGAUGCCGUUUCAAGUUGGUAUUGGUUUGUUUUUGCUGUACAAUUGUCUCGGCGCUUCGGCACUUACCGCGCUUGUUUGCCUUCUUCUUGUUAUCGUGUUUAUCGUGAUAACAACUCGACAGAACAAAAACUACCAGUUUCAGGCGAUGAUAAGCCGUGAUUCGAGAAUGAAAGCUGUGAAUGAGAUGCUUAAUUACAUGCGUGUUAUCAAGUUUCAGGCAUGGGAGAAUCAUUUCAACGAUAGAAUCUUGAGUUUCCGUGGGUCCGAAUUCGGGUGGCUAUCGAAGUUUAUGUACUCGAUUUGUGGCAAUAUCAUUGUGUUGUGGAGCUCUCCUAUGUUGAUAUCAACUCUCACUUUUGGUACCGCGCUUUUGCUUGGAGUUCGACUUGAUGCUGGAACUGUUUUCACUACAACGUCUGUGUUUAGGAUUCUGCAGGAACCUAUUAGGACUUUUCCUCAGUCAAUGAUAUCUCUUUCACAAGCUUUAGUAUCACUUGGGAGGUUGGAUAGGUACAUGUCUAGCAGGGAACUAAGUGAUGAUUCAGUUGAGAGAAAUGAAGGGUGUGAUGGAGUAAUUGCUGUGGAUGUUCAAGAUGGUACCUUUAGUUGGGAUGAUGAAGGCCUAGAACAAGAUUUGAAAAAUAUUAAUUUGAAGGUUAAUAAGGGAGAACUCACAGCUAUUGUUGGUACUGUAGGGUCUGGCAAAUCUUCUCUUCUUGCAUCAAUUCUCGGUGAAAUGCACAGAAAUUCUGGAAAGGUUCAAGUUUGUGGGAGUACUGCUUAUGUUGCGCAAACUUCUUGGAUUCAAAAUGGGACAAUUGAAGAGAACAUUCUGUUUGGUUUACCAAUGAACAGACAAAAGUACAAUGAAAUUAUCAGAGUUUGUUGCUUGGAAAAAGACUUAGAAAUGAUGGAAUAUGGGGAUCAGACAGAGAUUGGAGAGCGUGGCAUAAACCUUAGUGGCGGUCAGAAGCAGCGUAUUCAACUUGCACGAGCUGUAUACCAAGACUGUGACAUAUAUCUUCUUGAUGAUGUAUUCAGUGCAGUUGAUGCUCAUACCGGCACUGAAAUAUUUAAGGAAUGCGUGAGGGGAGCUCUAAAAGGAAAGACCAUUGUUCUUGUAACACACCAAGUAGACUUCUUACAUAAUGUGGAUCGUAUUGUGGUGAUGAGGGAUGGAAUGAUAGUUCAAUCGGGUCGAUACAAUGACUUACUUGAUUCUGGAUUGGAUUUUGGUGUUCUAGUAGCUGCGCAUGAGACAUCUAUGGAACUAGUAGAACAAGGCGCGGCCGUGCCUGGUGAAAAUUCAAACAAACUGAUGAUAUCUAAGUCAGCGUCUAUUAACAACAGAGAAACCAAUGGUGAAAGUAAUUCUCUUGACCAGCCUAAUUCUGCUAAGGGAAGUUCAAAACUUGUCAAAGAAGAGGAAAGAGAAACCGGUAAAGUUAGCUUCAAUAUCUAUAAACGCUACUGCACUGAGGCUUUUGGAUGGGCGGGAAUUUUAGCAGUGCUCUUUCUUUCUGUGUUGUGGCAAGCGUCUAUGAUGGCUAGCGAUUAUUGGCUUGCAUUUGAAACCUCAGUCGAGCGUGCUGAAGUUUUCAAUCCUGUUGUGUUUAUUUCCAUCUAUGCAGCUAUUACUAUAGUUUCAGUUAUUUUGAUUGUGGUGAGAUCCUAUUCUGUAACAAUCUUUGGGUUAAAGACAGCACAGAUUUUCUUCAAUCAAAUUCUUACUAGCAUCUUGCAUGCUCCCAUGUCUUUCUAUGACACCACUCCAUCAGGGAGGAUUCUAAGCAGGGCAUCCACUGAUCAGACCAAUGUUGAUAUCUUCAUCCCUUUGUUUAUCAAUUUUGUUGUGGCCAUGUAUAUUACAGUGAUCAGUAUCGUCAUAAUCACAUGCCAGAAUUCUUGGCCAACGGCUUUCUUGCUAAUUCCUCUUGUUUGGUUGAACAUAUGGUACCGGGGUUAUUUUCUUUCUACCUCUCGUGAAUUAACACGUCUGGAUUCAAUUACAAAAGCACCUGUCAUUGUUCAUUUCUCCGAAAGCAUUUCUGGGGUCAUGACAGUCCGCGCAUUCAGAAAACAGAAAGAAUUUCGUUUAGAAAAUUUUAAAAGAGUGAACUCUAAUUUGCGAAUGGAUUUCCACAACUAUAGUUCCAAUGCGUGGUUAGGUUUCCGCUUAGAAUUGCUUGGAAGCUUGGUUUUCUGCCUUUCGGCUUUGUUCAUGAUCCUGUUACCCAGCAAUAUCAUAAAACCAGAAAAUGUUGGUUUAUCUCUAUCUUAUGGAUUGUCGUUGAACUCGGUGCUGUUCUGGGCUAUAUACAUGAGCUGUUUCAUUGAAAACAAAAUGGUAUCUGUUGAGAGGAUAAAACAGUUCUCAAAUAUUCCAUCAGAAGCAGCAUGGAACAUUAAGGAUCGCUCGCCUCCUCCAAAUUGGCCUGGUCAAGGCCAUGUUGAUAUCAAAGACUUGCAGGUCAGAUAUCGUCCAAACACUCCUUUGGUUCUUAAAGGCAUUACUUUAAGCAUUAGUGGAGGAGAAAAGGUCGGUGUUGUUGGUCGAACGGGGAGUGGAAAAUCGACUUUGAUUCAGGUUUUCUUCAGGCUGGUGGAACCUACUGGAGGGAAAAUAAUCAUUGAUGGCAUUGACAUAUGUGCCUUAGGACUUCAUGAUCUCAGAUCUCGAUUCGGUAUCAUCCCUCAGGAGCCUGUCCUUUUCGAAGGAACUGUCAGAAGUAACAUUGAUCCAACUGGACAGUAUACGGAUGAUGAGAUAUGGAAGAGUUUGGAUCGUUGUCAGCUAAAAGAUACAGUGGCGUCAAAGCCUGAGAAACUUGACUCAUUAGUGGUUGACAAUGGAGAUAACUGGAGUGUGGGGCAGAGGCAGUUGCUGUGUUUAGGGAGGGUUAUGCUUAAGCAAAGCAGACUGCUAUUUAUGGACGAGGCUACAGCUUCUGUUGAUUCUCAAACCGAUGCUGUAAUUCAGAAGAUCAUCAGAGAAGACUUUGCGGCUCGUACCAUCAUCAGUAUUGCUCAUAGGAUACCAACGGUCAUGGACUGCGAUCGAGUGUUGGUUGUAGAUGCAGGUCGUGCGAAAGAAUUCGACAAACCUUCAAACUUGCUCCAGAGGCAAUCGCUCUUUGCAGCUUUGGUUCAAGAGUACGCCAACCGUUCUACUGGAUUAUAACAAAACUCCGGUUCUUCUUCACACCAUCAACAUUUAUAGCAUGACAAUAACAAAAAACAAAACAUAUCUUCCUUAAGUAUUGCAUGGAGUAAGAUGGCUAUGUGCUGUAGAAAGGAGACACAACUUUUGUAGAGAGGUUCAGUUCACUGUUAAGGCAGCAUUGUAAAAUGAUGUAAUGAUGAGCUGAUUCAUUGCCGGUGUAUUUUGACCAUGAAGUGUGUGUGCAACUCUUUUAGAUGGUAUUAUAAUUACACUCGGUUAAAGACUUAAAGUAGUAGUGUUAGUAGUAGUAGUACAAAAAUGUAGCGAUAGAAGCUUCUGAUUUUAUUAAUACUGCAUCCAAGUGCAAUAACUAAGAAGUUACAUGACAUUAUAUAUUGAAUAAUUUGAAAAACUAGCACAUUUGAAAAUUUUGAA